UUUCAUUUCUCUAUUGCAGCAAUUAGCCAGGGAAUGUAUAAAAGGCUUCAGGGAGACUCACUGGGCUGCAGAGAGAGAGAGAGAGAGGCACUUUGCACCACAGACAGAUAGCACGAAGGAAAAGCCAGAGCGAGUGAGGAAGAGAAGAGUCAGUCGCUCCUGGGGAAGGGAGAGAGAGACAGGCUGGGAGAAGGAGAACAGAAAGUGUGUGUCAAACGGAGUAAAGAAGGGGGAAAACUACCCUUCAAGCACAUUUUUAAAACUCUGGCAACUCCAGAAAGAAACGGGCUACGUUUCUGAACAUUAGAGACAAUGAAAAGCUAAAGAAAAUUUUGCAAUCUCUGCCACAGUCUCAUAGGUGCUUAGAAAUGAAAGUAGAGCUGCCUGUCUGUCACCGACUCUGAGAGGGGUGACUGGAUUAGGGACGGGGACGCCAGUUUGUGUGUGGGUUGUUUUUUGUUUUUUGUGGGGUUUUUUUUGUUUUUGUUUUUGUUUUUUUUUUUUAACAUCUUAAAUCCUGAAAAAAAAAAAAAAAAAAGGCAGCAGCUCCGAAUUGAAUGAAUUGAUGGGCACACUCCAACUGCUGGGCUGCAGAGACUGGACUUGGUCUUGCCAUUUCUGCUUCUUUGAAAGAGGAGACAACUUGGGCUUCCUUUUAAUUUAGUUUUUCUCCUUCUCCCCCCACCCCGGCCUUCCCCUUUAUCUCCCCCACCCCCUCUAUCACCACCCCCCCUUUUAAAUAAGAGGGUGAAGGGGAACCAGAGCGCACAAGGGAACUGACUGGGAGGCAGAGAAGAUGGGCAUCCUCAGCGUAGACUUGCUGAUCACACUGCAAAUUCUGCCAGUUUUUUUCUCCAACUGCCUCUUCCUGGCACUCUAUGACUCGGUCAUUCUCCUCAAGCACGUGGUGCUGCUGCUGAGCCGCUCCAAGUCCACUCGCGGGGAGUGGAGGCGCAUGCUGACCUCAGAGGGAAUGCGCUGCAUCUGGAAGAGCUUCCUCCUCGAUGCCUACAAGCAGGUGAAAUUGGGUGAAGAUGCCCCCAAUUCCAGUGUGGUACAUGUCUCUAAUUCUGAAGGAGGUGACAACAGUAGAAAUGGUGCCCAGGUGAAGAUAGUUGAUGGAGGCGAGUGCCACCUUCUUGACUUUGCCAGCCCUGAGCGUCCACUGGUGGUCAAUUUUGGCUCAGCCACUUGACCUCCUUUUACUAGCCAGCUGCCAGCCUUCAGCAAACUGGUGGAAGAGUUCUCAUCAGUGGCUGACUUCCUGUUGGUCUACAUUGAUGAGGCUCAUCCUUCAGAUGGUUGGGCAGUGCCUGGUGAUUCUUCUUUGUCUUUUGAAGUGAAGAAGCACCGGAACCAAGAAGACCGAUGUGCAGCAGCCCACCAGCUUCUGGAGCAUUUCUCCUUGCCGCCCCAGUGCCGAGUUGUGGCUGACCGCAUGGACAAUAAUGCCAAUGUAGCUUAUGGUGUAGCCUUUGAACGUGUGUGUAUUGUGCAGAGACAGAAAAUUGCUUAUCUAGGAGGAAAGGGUCCCUUCUACUACAACCUUCAAGAAGUCCGGCGUUGGCUGGAGAAGAAUUUCAGCAAAAUGAAAUCUAGAUUAGCUGGUUGAAGGUAUGAUUGUAAAAGAGUUGUUUUUUUUUUAAUUAUGUAAAGAAAAGGAAACUAAGAACUGAAUCCACUAUUUCAACUGAGUCUCAUUGUCUCCCUGAAAGACAGGAAUUUACGUGUCAGAAGAACAUAAGCUUCUAACAUCUCCAUACUUCUUUUACCACUCAAAUGGCAUUUGGCUAAAUAGUAGCCCCAUCACAUCUCUUCCUAGUGAAAAGCCCUGAGUAAAAAGAUCCCAAGAUGUAGAAGAAGAAACCCUAUUUCACAUGUAUUCAUCUGCCUUGGGAAAGAAGUAAUACAGCUGAUGGAAGCUUUGGGACCUGAAGAACAGACUUACCUGAAUAACUACUACGUUAGGGAACUAUUGUCCUUGUUAGUACAAGGGGUAUUGCCUAGGCUUUAUUCAGCAUGGAUAGAGCCCAACUGGAAAAUUCCCAAAUAUUUACUUAUGAUGAAUCCUUGAGUCCAGUCCUUGUGCUUGGCACUUCUUGUUUAACAAUGUUCAAGUAGUUUCUGCUGUUUUAGUUUCUAGCCAUCUGGUGCUCUCUGCCAGUCUAAAUAUCCCAGAACUCACAGAUGUAUUGGUAGAUACCAAGAAUGAUCCCUGGAGGGUUAGAUUAUCUGAAAUCUGAGGGUUACUUUUUAGGCAGGUGGGAAAGUACUAGAAGAAAAUCAAAUUGACAAGCUACGAAAGGAUGCAGAAAGAUGAGGAGGCUUCACAGAGUUUAACUUUGAAGCUGUGGAGAGUGGGACUAAUUUGUUAGCCACCGAAACAUUGAAACAUAAAACAUACAUGGGCCAGAAAAAGAAGCAGCUCAACUAUAAUUAGCAUUGAGAAUAUACAUAUGAAAUCAAUAUAUUUAUCAUAUACUCCUGAACUAAGGGAGAAAGGGGGAUCGAAAGAGGGAAAAAAAACCACACUUCAUUAUUUGUAAUUAUGACAAUUUUUUGGUAGAAAUAAUUACUUUUUGAAACAUGUUUGUGGUAUGUAUAUUUUCAGUUGAUUAAUUAUGCCCUGUGAUACUGAUUAAUUGUAAAACCAAUAGGUCCA
Messenger RNA from Neofelis nebulosa (Clouded leopard), 2662 nucleotides. RefSeq names its product iodothyronine deiodinase 2 (gene DIO2). Gene Ontology annotation, molecular function: thyroxine 5'-deiodinase activity. Lineage: Eukaryota; Metazoa; Chordata; Mammalia; Carnivora; Felidae. The record is from RefSeq and is a predicted model, not a curated record.